AUGCCCUGCAGUGGAACAUUGGGUGUAGUUCCCAAACGUAUGGGUUGGUUAUGGACUGCGCAAGAUCAGUCUGGAGUAAAGGUAUUAAAUGGUUGGAAGCCUGGUGCGAUUUCGAAACGACUUUUGAAGAAACUGAACGAAGCUAAGCGGUCGAAAUCCGUUGUAGAAGAAAUGAAACAAACAAAGAGAACCAAAAAACGAUACGGACAUAAACCGACUCUGAUAAUAAGCAAGAAAGACGGGGAAUAUAGAAUCCAGAUGCAGGCGAUGGCGGAAGGUAACGAUGCUACUACCGAACGAUACUCUCCAGUGAUAUAUAGAAUUGCCAAGGCAGAUAACGAAGAUAGAAAAAGAAAGAAAGAUCGAAUUACGAGGAGGUUGGCUAGAAGAGCCGUUAAAGACAUUUUGCCCGACUCUUAUGACCCUAAAGCCUGCAAUAAUGUUUGCUUAGAGGCUUAUAAACAGGCUGUUGGCUUACCGAACUCUUACGACGAACCAUCUAAUCUUCAUGAAAACAAUCAAGAUAUACUCUUAGACAGUUGCUCCUGUUCUGAAAAUGACGUGAGUUCAAGUUGUACCUCGUCAGAAAUUGAUUGGGAGAUUCAAUUCACGCCGCCUAAAUACUGUUCCACC
This is a messenger RNA of Iphiclides podalirius (scarce swallowtail), 633 nucleotides long. The record is from the annotation of a GenBank genome assembly. NCBI's taxonomy places the organism in Eukaryota, Metazoa, Arthropoda, Insecta, Lepidoptera, Papilionidae.